This is a messenger RNA of Triplophysa rosa, 1637 nucleotides long. RefSeq names its product apoptosis inducing factor mitochondria associated 5 (gene aifm5). The record is from RefSeq and is a predicted model, not a curated record. Bases 16 to 1338 code for a protein of 440 amino acids. The transcript is spliced from 17 exons. Gene Ontology annotation, cellular component: cytoplasm. Gene Ontology annotation, molecular function: flavin adenine dinucleotide binding; 2 iron, 2 sulfur cluster binding; oxidoreductase activity, acting on NAD(P)H. Lineage: Eukaryota; Metazoa; Chordata; Actinopteri; Cypriniformes; Nemacheilidae.
ACAGAUGUAGUAUGUAUGGAGUCACACCUCAGAGAUGGAGAAAUGAUGGAGGUGGAGGUGGGUCGCCACAACGUUUUGCUGGUAAGCUGUGAUGGGGUUUACAGUGCCAUCAGCAACCAGUGCACACACUAUGGGGCUCCACUGAGCAAAGGUGUCCUGUCAGGUCACAGGGUUCGCUGUCCAUGGCAUGGUUCCUGCUUUAAUGUGAAGAAUGCAGAUCUGGAGGAAUAUCCCGGAAUUGACUGUUUGCCCUGCCACAAGGUUAAAGUUGAAAACAGCAAAGUGUAUGUGUCUGUUAAGAAAAAGAUUCAGGGUCAACCUAAGAGAUUAAAGUGGAUGGGAGCACGAGAUCAAGAGGUGUUUCACACCGUGAUGGUGUUAGGAGGAGGGGCAGCUUCUUUGAGCUGUGCUGAGACGCUUCGGCAAGAAAACUACAGGGGCCGAAUUAUUAUGGUGUCUCGAGACGAUCUCCUUCCAUAUGACAAAACCAGACUUAGCAAGGUGAUGAAUGCUGAGAGUGACAGUCUCUUAAUGAGAAGAAUGGAGUUUUUUCAUAAGUAUGAUAUUGAGGUCUGGCUGAGAAAAGAGUCUAUGUCAAUAGACACAAACAAGAAAACAGUGACAUUUGAUGACGGCUUAAUCCAAAACUAUGACCAGAUCCUUAUUGCCACAGGUUGCAGCUGGGAGAUGCUGGCGGAGAGAGGGGUGGUGUUCCACAUGAAUGACGCCAUAGCGGAGGUUCAAGGCGAGAACAGGAGGGUUAAGGCUGUGACACUGAAGAGUGGCAUCAUUAUUGAAGCUGAUGUGUUAAUAGUUGGAAUUGGUGUAAAUCCCAAUUCAGAGUUUCUAAAAGGGAGUCCCAUAAGCAUGGACUCCAAGAACUAUGUCCUUGUGGAUAAGUACAUGAGGACCAAUAUAAGAGACGUCUACUGUGCAGGAGAUCUGACCUCAUUUCCUCUCAAAAUGGCUAAAGGACAGAGGGUGACCAUUGGCCAUUGGCAGACAGCACAGGCUCAUGGAAGGAACGCAGCCUUCAACAUGUUGCACAGGGAGGUGGAGCUACACACUGUGCCAUUCUAUUGGACCGUCCUGCUGGGGAGAACUAUUCGAUACGCUGGGUAUGGAGAGGGGUACACUGAGAUGGUGCUGAAAGGGAAAUUUGAGAACAUCAAGUUUUUGGCAUUUUACCUCAAGCAUGAUGAAGUCGUGGCUGCAGCAGGAUUGAAUGUUGAACCUGCGGUCUCAGUGGUGGCGGAGAGGUUGGCCGAGGGACGAGUGAUUACAAAGGCUGAGGCAAUGUCAGAUGACCUUAGCUGGUUGAAGCUCCAGCCUCUGUGACAAUAAUGUGAACUCAGAAUGAUCUUCAUUCAGCGAUUCUGUCCACAGUCCAUCCUAUCCAAUUGUGCUUUUACACAAAAGACUCAAAUACUCAAAUGUGUGUUUUUUAAACCAUUGAUACACCGGGGUAUUACAGUACUGUAUGUCUCACCAAAAGCCUUGUACACAGAAGUCACACAGUUUGCCAUUUUUAUAUUCAUAUAUUUAUAUUCAGAGAAGAGACUGCAACUCUCAUACAACUGAGGAAGGGGAGGAAGGAGCAGAAAGUUUAUCGUAUUCUUCUAUGACUGUAGUUCUUG